Messenger RNA from Cinara cedri, 1337 nucleotides. Lineage: Eukaryota; Metazoa; Arthropoda; Insecta; Hemiptera; Aphididae. The record is from the annotation of a GenBank genome assembly.
AUGGACAACACUAAUAUCGACUUUAUUGCUUAUGGUGAGUUAUAAAAGUUUAAAAUUUAAACAUGAAAAGAAACUUAAUACAUUUUAUUAUAUUACAUUAAUUUUAAAUGAUAAAUUGACGAUUAUAUCACUCUUUAUAAUUUACAAAUGAAUCAUGUCCAAAUACUCGGAAUUAUUUAAUGUUUUUGAAAUAUAAAGAAAGUAUUGUCCUAAUGUCGGCUCUAACUGUUUUCAUCUCAUAUAUCGGUUGACGGUUGAUUUUAAUAUUCAAUAUUCAAUUCUACUCACUGUUUUCAAAUUCCCUAUUAUCAACGAAUUUCAGUUAUCGGUUUUAUAUCGGUAAAAAAUAUCGGAAAAUUGAAUAGGUGUUGAAAAUUAGUUAUAUUCACCAAGCAUUACUAAUAAUGAUUAUUAUAUUUUAAACGCGUCAUUUAAGAUAUCCCAUGUAUAGAUCGUGUAUCCAACUUGUGAACUUCAAACAACCUGAAUGGAAAAACUUAAUACUCAUAAAGUCUGCUAUAAAAUCUCAGAAACUAGAAUAUUUGGGUCAUAUAUUAUUUAUUUAUUUAUUUAUUUAUUUAUUUAAAUAUAUGUGUAGACGCCUUGAAGGUAGUAGUUGUAAGAACAAUAAUGUUAUUCACUAACUGUAUUAUUAACAGUUAGUAAAUUACAGCGAAAUAGAAGAAAUCAGGCUAAGUAUGUUUAAGACGACACAACAUCUUAUGGAGAGAUUUAUUGUAACCAUAAGACGUGAAGUGCAUUGUAAUGGAGAAGAGGGAGUGGUUUCGAGUGGAGUGUGAGAUAAUAUGGAAAGAAACGAUUUCCAGUAAGUUAGUAGCAUCGAGAGUACCGCUGAGAAGAGAGGAGAUAAAAAUAAGGUCAGCUUUGAUACGACGGGAGGCAAUAGUAAGGAUAUCGAGGAAGGAGUGUAUACAGUCGUAGUUAUGCGGUAGGUAAUCAAACUUUAGCUGAUGGGCUGUAAACAAAAAAAAAAAGGUUCUGGACUCGUUCGAUACGCAGUUGGUUUCACGCCAAGUAAGGAUGCCAAAUGGUGAUCUCGUACUCCAGGAUCGACCGCACUAGACGGCAAUAUAAAGUAUGAAGAUAGGAGGGAGAGAGAAAAGGGAAGAAUUGCGCUUGAUGAACCUAAGAGUUUUAAGAGUGAAUCCAACAGUAACAUCGAUAUGGUACCUGAAGGAGAGAUUAGAAAACAAAUGGAAACCAAGAUAUUUGAUAACAUUGAUACGAAUGAAAGGGAAACAGCUAAGGGAAUAUGGAUGGAUAAUAAGGAAACAUUUCCUGGAAAAAGUAUUGAUGUGGAAUUCAUUAAGAUUUAA